CGCUUGUGCUAGUUCUAGAGAAGAGAGAGAAAACCCUAGCCCUCGAGAACGAUGGCUGCCCUCCGCCGCCUGCCUCGCACCGGCCAGCUCGGCUCCAAGCAGGCCGUCCUCCCGCCUCUCGCCGGCCGCGCCGCCCUCCUCGCACGCGCGCGCUCCCUCCCUCACCUCCCCGCCGCCGUCCGUCGUUUCUCGGACAAGAGCAAGGGGGAUCUCCUCGACCGCGCCGCCACCGUGAUCAAGGAAGGGAAGGUGGUUUCCCGUGACAUCACCAAGGGAGUCGAGGGCCUUGAAGAUCUUAUCGGACGGCAGCUUGACGUGUGUUCAAUCGAGCUCUCGGCCACGAUAAGGCGUCAGAUUAGGCACAGUCUGGAAGAAGCUAGCCAAGUUCCAUGGGGGCAUCUGGGUAUCCAGGCCUUGGCGUUUCUAUCUGUUGGAGGGGUUCUUGCUUACGGGGGGGGGGGGCACACACCUCUUCAACAAGUUCAGCGCGGAGGUCAAGAAGAUAACUGACGAUGCCAUGAUCGAAGCGGAGAAAAGGGCGAAGGAACUUGCAAAAACCGAGUGGGCCAAGGAGACAGCGCAGUUGUAUAUAGACCAGGGUAUGAAGAGCAUCACGCUGUAUAGCCUUUUCUUUGGACGGGAGGUGGAGGGAGAGAAGGACAAGAAGACGUUCUUUAGCCGUUUCUUUGGGCGGAAGGAGAAGGACAAGAAGGAGGAGGAGGAGGAGGAGGUCAAGAAGUAGAACAAGUAGGGGCCUCCUCAUAGUCUUAACAGCACUGAGGCUGAUAUUUUUGGUCUAAAACUUGUUUCAAUCGUCUUAACUUAUUCCAGUGUUAUCUGUAACGGUGGCCACCGGGUUAUAUACGAUUCAAGGUCUCUUCUUUUGGUUGGUUCUGUGAGGAUUUUAAUAUCCAAAAUUCACUUGACUUGUGUUU
Messenger RNA from Triticum dicoccoides, 935 nucleotides. RefSeq lists its product as uncharacterized. The transcript has 2 exons. The coding region runs from base 52 to 510 and encodes 152 amino acids. The record is from RefSeq and is a predicted model, not a curated record. NCBI's taxonomy places the organism in Eukaryota, Viridiplantae, Streptophyta, Magnoliopsida, Poales, Poaceae.